Molecule: messenger RNA, 1389 nt
Organism: Cooperia oncophora
Lineage: Eukaryota; Metazoa; Nematoda; Chromadorea; Rhabditida; Trichostrongylidae
Source: the annotation of a GenBank genome assembly
AUGCACGACUACGCCUUGUCAAUGAUGGUGGAAGACCUUGGCCGACACGCAACUGCCAUCAAAUACAUCUCGAAGCGAUCUCCGGCUGAGGCAUGCACGUUCAUAGAGAAGUAUGGACAUUUGCUGUUUGAAGCAUGCCCGAACGAAACUGUGGAGCUACUGCAGACUGUUAUUGAAAAUUCGUCCGGAGAUAAUGUCGAUCCAACUCAGCUUCUCAAGGUAUUUGUCGGUGAUUUUACGAAGGCAGCCAAUUUCAUCGAAUUCGCCCUCAAAAAGGUAUCGGGACCUUCUCGUAGUGUUUUGCUUGACGCGAUACUCGAAUUGCGACUGAGAGAUUACUCCCAAGGGAAAAUUACGGAUGCUGACUGCUUCAAGCAGUUGAUCCCAUUCAUUGAAGAUGGCACUAUUUCUCGUGCCCUCCAUAUGGCACGUCUCUUUCACUGCACUCCUGUCAUGCAGCAUAUUUUGCAGAAGUUAGGACGGAAAAAGGAACUGCUCCAGUAUUACCUCGAAGGCAACAAACUUAGUGAAGCGAUUGAAUUGUGUAACACUGAAAAGAGUAAAGAAAUGUGGCUCGAUACGCUGGUGCAUGUCUCAAAGGUUGAAGGUGCGGUAGAUGAGAAGUUGAUCGUGAAGAUGCUCGAGGGCAUUGAAGCAGGUGGAAACCUUCCACCGUUGGUUGUGUUGGAAAUUUUGUCGCGUAGCAGCAGUUUGAAAGUGGCAGCAGUUAAGGAUUAUGUCAUCAGGUGGUUGGACGCACAGAAGAAGCAGAUAGAAGCAGAUCGGAAGGCAAUCACGGAGGGUGAACGUCGUGUGGAAGAAAUCGAUAAGCAGAUGGAAUCCCUCAAGUUCAAUGUGCAAGUGCUGCAAGUGAACAAGUGCAGUGCUUGUGACACUGCACUUCAGUUGCCAGCAGUACAUUUUCUCUGCCGGCAUAGUUAUCAUGUGCACUGCUUCGAGUCCUACAGCGAUAAACCUGACGUGUGUCCAGCAUGUGUGGGGCCGAUGUCCAGGGAGACCUCAAGAGAAGCUAUAAGCGACAGAGCUGCUUAUCAGAUGUUCCAUAAAGAACUAAACGGAGCGGUUAACGGAUUGGAUGUGAUAUCAAAAUAUAUUCGGAGUGGAGUGUUCGAUUCGUCGAAGAAGAAUUCCCAGAAAAAGGGAUCGACUGCUGUGUCACCGGCUGAUUCAAAACGAAGUGAUGGGAAUCCGUUUGAAGAUGAAGAUGAUUUGAAUCCAUUUGCUGAUCGUGGCACCCUGAGUAGCAAGUCAUCAGAUUCAGCCAUCAGGCGGCCACCAACGAUGAAGUCCUCGAACGCUAAUCGUCCGACUACCUAUGAUGACUCUAAGAAUCCGUUCAGAGUAGGCACGAAUCCGUUUGAAGACUAA